Molecule: messenger RNA, 1924 nt
Organism: Contarinia nasturtii (swede midge)
Lineage: Eukaryota; Metazoa; Arthropoda; Insecta; Diptera; Cecidomyiidae
Product: zinc finger protein Xfin-like
Exons: 5
Biological process (GO): regulation of transcription by RNA polymerase II
Cellular component (GO): nucleus
Molecular function (GO): RNA polymerase II cis-regulatory region sequence-specific DNA binding; DNA-binding transcription activator activity, RNA polymerase II-specific
Source: RefSeq, a predicted model, not a curated record
GACAGCCAGACAAAAACUUCGUUGAAGAACAUUAAAAUGGCACUCAAACGCAGUGGUUUAUCGUUUAGUGCCGAAUUCAAGCAAUAUUUUCUCCGAACUUCAUAUGAUCGGAUCAACAGUACAUAUAGUCAAUUUGAGUUCGAAUCGAUGGUUGAAGAUCAAAUCGAAAUUGGUUCCAAUGCGACCAAGCCAAGUUCAAUUCAAACGAAUAGUCAUUGCAUGACUGAUCCAGUCGAAAUCAUCGACUCAAGUGAUGAGGAUGAUGGUGCAAUAGGUCAGCCGAAACUCGAACAGUUAGAGACCACAUCUGAUUUUCAGAACGAUACAACUGACAGAACAUCUGGAUUAAACGAUUUUGUGUACGAUGACGACGAUGGAAGCUACACUGAUGUCAAGUUCAAUGGUGUCGACAGCCCAAAAGAUGAUUCGCAAAGCGGAGAUGAAGAAACCGACGUAAUGAUGGAAAUGAACGAUGGAUUUCCGAUGACUGUAUUUGAUGUGAAUCGCGAUAAGAACUCAAGAAACGAACUUACAUGCACUGUAACUUCGAACAAUCGAUCAAAUGUCGUUGAUGACGCCCAAAAAACUCCUUCGGUUUUGACUCAAGAAUCAUUGAAAAAUAAAAAUCCAAACAAGUUGGCGAUGAAGAAGCGAUUCAAGUGCGAAUUUUGUGAAUAUUCCAGCAAUCAUAUGGGAACCUUCAAUCGUCACAUGCGUACUCACACCGGCGAGAAACCGUAUCGAUGUGAUAUUUGCCACAAAAAAUUCACAAGAAUGGAGAAAUUGAAGAACCACAAAGUGACUCACAUCGAACAAAUCCCGUUCCGUUGCCGUGGCUGUUUCCAAGGAUUUUCUCAGAAGGCCGAAAGAGAUGGUCACGAAAAAUUGAAGAUGUCAUCAAUGAAUUGGGGAGAAGAGAUGUUAAACAUGCUCAAUGCAUUUGAAAAUCAAGCCUUUCAAUCUUUGGGCAAAAUAAAAUUGACAUUUAGGAGCAAUGGCUUAGGAUUCAACCCAACGUUCAAGCAGUACUUUUUGGACUCUUCCAUUACUCGAUUGGUGGAAACGUACAACCGGUUCGAAGUCCAUUCACGAAUUGAAGACCAAAUGAUGGACCAACGCGAUGCAAGUAUGUUCCAAGAUACAAGUUCCUACCAAAUAGAAAAUAAUUCCACUCAAUUCAGUGAUCGAUUGAGAAACAAUGGACCGUUUCAAGAGAUUGAUUUGGUCGAAACUGAUGACUCAAGCGACGACGGAAGUAAUGACGAACUCGACAGACAUGCAACAACGACCGAUGAACUGGAUGAUAAUGCCUUGAUGUCUUCGUUUCAAUCCAAGAUGGUUGAAAGUCGAGCACAUUUACCAGUUUUUGAUGAUCACCAAGUCGUCAAAAAUAAUGUAAAAAUGGAAGAUAUGGAUAAAGAUGAUUGCAUUGGGGUUGAUGUCAAUCAAGAUAUUGGGCCAGCAGAAGUAGGACCUUCUUUCACAAAGAACACGAAAUCCAGCUCACGUACGUUGAAAACUACUACACGACCAUCAUCAUCAGCUUCAUCAAACCAGUUGGAGUCAAAGAAGCAAAAUAAGUGCCAGAUGUGUGGUUAUUCCAGCAAGUACGGGAAUCUUAGUCGUCACAUGCGUACUCACACUGGCGAGAAACCAUAUCGGUGUGAUAUUUGCCGCAAAGAAUUCACAAGAAUGGAACAGUUGAAGAAGCAUAAAGCGACUCACACUGAACAAGUCCCGUUCCAUUGCCGUGGCUGUUUCAGUGGAUUUUCUCAGAGGGCCGAAAGAGAUGCCCACGAAAAAGUGUGCAAAAACCGUAGAUAUGAAUGCCAUAUCUGCAAGAAGUUUGUCACUGUUGGUAUAACUCAUUUGAAAAGGCAUAUGCGGAAGCAUAGCGGUAAUAAACCGUUUCGAUGCGAGAUUU